CCAGACACAGUGAGAGACGGUCGUCGAUUUUCCCGAUACAGCGAACUCGCGUGCUUUUACCAAGCCACCCUGCAUUUUACAUCCGUGUAAAACCCGCAUCACCUUACAUCCACAAUGGCCGUCUUUGAAGGAAAGAAGUACAAGAUGGAGAAGUCGGAGGGAUUCGAUGACUACAUGAAGGCUCUCGGUGUUGGCAUGGUGCUCCGCAAGCUGGGCAACAGCAUCUCGCCCACGGUGGAACUGGUGAAGAACGGUGACGAGUACACGUUCAACACGCUGUCCACCUUCAAGAACACGACGAUCAAGUUCAAGCUGGGCGAGGAGUUCGAUGAGGAAACCGUCGAUGGCCGCAUGGUCAAGUCCGUCUGCACCCUGGAUGGCAACAAGCUGAUCCACGAGCAGAAGGGCGAGAAGCCGACCACGAUCGUGCGCGAGUUCACCGCCACCGACCUGACCGCCACCAUGACUGCCGGCAACGCCAAGUGCGUCCGUUACUACAAGGUUGUAUAAGAGGACCACCGCCAGCAGGCUUCUUCCGGCCCCGGAGCUGCAUUCGAUCUGUGACCGAAUGGAAGGGCGAUCGGCCGGCCGGAAGAUUCGACGAAGUAGGACACCCUCUGGUUUCACCUCAUCACAGCAUCACAUUUCCAGCAUCAUUCGCAUUUAUAUUUUAUCACAGUCGCGCAAGAGACAGACAAAGAGAGA
Messenger RNA from Anopheles moucheti, 705 nucleotides. It is a transcript of the gene fabp, whose product is annotated as probable fatty acid-binding protein. Gene Ontology annotation, molecular function: fatty acid binding. Gene Ontology annotation, cellular component: nucleus; cytosol. The transcript is spliced from 2 exons. Gene Ontology annotation, biological process: fatty acid transport. The coding region runs from base 115 to 510 and encodes 131 amino acids. The record is from RefSeq and is a predicted model, not a curated record. Lineage: Eukaryota; Metazoa; Arthropoda; Insecta; Diptera; Culicidae.